AUGAAUUAUAAUUUAACACUAGAUAAAUAAGUUUAAUUAGAAUCUGUGGGGGAUUUGCAACUAGGAACUUAUUUAUUAUUAGAUGAAUACCCUUGUAAAAUCCUCAAACUUCAAUUAGGAAGUCGUCAUAGUAAUUGUGCUUUAAUAGAAGCAUAAAAUGUAAUUCAAAAUAAAUUGUUAUAAUAUAACGUCGGCUUCAUGGAACAUUGGAAAUACCUUUAAUUUAAUUGGAGGAUUAUAAUUUAAUAGGAAUAUAAAAUGAUGAUUUUUUAACCUUACUAAAGUCAGAUGGUACAAUUCGAGAAGAUAUGAG
Paramecium octaurelia is the source of this 313-nucleotide messenger RNA. The record is from the annotation of a GenBank genome assembly. NCBI's taxonomy places the organism in Eukaryota, Ciliophora, Oligohymenophorea, Peniculida, Parameciidae.